AGAGGAUCACAAGGAUGAGCCGAAAGAAUGUGUUGCUCGAUUGAGAGAGCGUUCUACAGCGGGAGAAACAAGGCCGCAUAGGACAGCGGAUGUGUUGUGUACAUGUAGGCUAUUUGUGCAAUAGUAACGCAAUAAUGUGCAACACUUAUUGUGCGACAUUUGUCCAUAUUCCUGCAGAUCGUUGCUCCAUUUUGGACCGGAUAGCACGUUUGUUUUAAUGACAUCGAUCUACCUCAUUCUUUGAUUUGAAAAAUAAUAGUGAGGUCAGCAUAGAAUGACUCAACGCUAGAGAUGCAUGCAGUCAUAUCUCCGUUCGAUUGCACACUGUGGGUCGCGUGGACCCGGGGACAGUUGCUGCACUGGUGGUCACCGCAGAAACAUGGCAAUCACAGGUGUCUCCCAUGAAUGAACGAGGCCAGUGGACAUCCAGACAUCUCUAUCAGCAACGGCAACCUCUCAAUACAGCAGGAAGAGAAGUUCAAGGGGAGAAGGAGAAGAUUGGGUUUUGUCUACGUCCAAUCCAACUCCUUGGUUUUUGGUUGCAUAUGUGGUUUGGUGAUUUCCGUUAAAAUAUGCACCCCCCUCUCCUAGGGUGUGUGCUGUGAACUUUCUAUUCCCUGUAUCUUCAGAUAAGGCCAGUGGAAGAGGGCCACUUUGGGACAUACGUUGAUUGGUGGUCUGUGUGGUUGGGGGACUGUUAUGCACCUAGUACCCCAUAGUCCCCCCACCUCGCCCCGUUAUUCAUGCCAACCAUGAGUUUACCCAACAGUAAGAGAACAGGCAAGCGCAUCUCUUUUUUUAACGACCAAGGAGUGGCGAUGAAGGAGACGUCUUCUCAGCAGAAUCCAGAAGGUUCUUGCUACGGCCUUGGUGCCCCAGCGUCAGAUCCUGGUCCUGGCCAGAGUAAGGCUGUAGGCACCGUCACCUCCACAACCUCCAACCCAGAGGCUCCACAUACUGGUAUGUACCUCAACUCAGUGAUCUUCAGUCCAGAGAAAGGAGACCAGAGUCGGGGACAUUACCAACAGACUGUACCCAUGAAGUGGGCACACCAGGACCCAGAAGCUCAACCACAGCCUCAACAGAGAACUGGGACUGAGACUGGGAACUGGACACAGGGUGUCACUAUGGCUAACUGGGGUCAGAACUUUGCUCCGUACCUAGGGGGCGUCAACGUCAGUGACUCACGGUCCCAGACCCAGACUGCCUUUUCCAAGCAGCAGAUCCUUGAGGGGCCUCCACCCCUGCAGCCACAGCAGCCACAGUCUCCUAGUAGGGCUGCAGAGAAGCAGCCUCCCCAGCCGCAGCAGGUGGUUAACCCCCUGCCUGCUGGAGGAGAGGCCUACAGAGACGUUAGAGACGUGGCCAAGCCUCACAGCCUAGAGUGGGAGCAGCAGCAUCAGGCUUCCCAACAGCAACAGCAGUCCCAGACUCAGGCAUUCCCACAGACCCUUAAGCCUGGGGCUCUAAAUGCCCAGCAGCACAGCACAUCCAACCCUGGGAGCAGCUCCGUGCUUCAGCCCUUCCAGCUAGCCUUCGGCCAGCCUAAGCAACACCUAACGGCUGGCUACUACCAGGUGUUUCAGGGGGGCAAUAGGACUUUACCUAAUCUGAACUACAAUACCCAACAACCCAAACCCCAACCACAACCACAGACCCAACAGCAUCCACAGCUCCAGCAGAAGCUGCAACAGACCCAACAGCAUCCACAGCUCCAGCAGCAGCUGCAACAGACCCAACAGCAUCCACAGCUCCAGCAGCAGCUGCAACAGACCCAACAGCAUCCACAGCUCCAGCAGCAGCUGCAACAGACCCAACAGCAUCCACAGCUCCAGCAGCAGCUGCAACAGACCCAACAGCAUCCACAGCUCCAGCAGCAGCUACAACAGACCCAACAGCUCCAGCAGCAGCUGCAACAACGACAACAGCAACAGAAACAAAUCUUACAGCAUCAACAACAAAUGCAACAACAACAUCAUAAGAUGCAACAGCAGCAAAUGCUUCAGCAUCAACAGCAACUACAACAACAGCAACAACAACUACACAUACAACAAGAGCAACAGUUAGAACAGCAACAACAAAUACAACAUCAACAGCAAAUACAGCAACAAUUACAGCAGCAGCAACAACAAAUACAACAACAGCAAUUGCAGCAGCAACAACCCCAACAUGUUCUAGAAUACUACCCCAGCAGCCAGAACCCACCUACCCACCAACACCCUCACUCCCAGCCGCCCGUGUUAGUGCCCUCCCAAGAGCCCUGUGCUCAGGCAGUAUCCUCCCCAGACCUCCAGGAGAUGUCCCCAGACCCUCCAAACAUCCCCCCCCAAACAGACUCCCAGCUCCCCCCCACGGAGACCCAGCUCCAACCUCCCCAUAUCCAGCUGCAGCCUCGAAGGUCCAGGAGACUCUCCAAGGAAGGUGGACCACCACCAGUUGACAACCCCUUCCUCAUACCAUCUGAUGGGGCCCAGAAUGGGGCCUCUGAGGAGCCAGGUGGAGCACCGAAGGUGGAUGAAGUCCACGUUGCCCAGAUGGCCCCUACAGGGGUCAUCCAGAGCACACGCAGAAAACGGAGGGUCUCCCAGGAGGUUAACCUGGAGACGCUGGCCCAGAAAGCAUCAGAGAUGGAGUCCCUACCGCCACACAUCGUCAAGGCACAGCACCACAGGCCCUGGAGCCCCCAGAGACCAGCGCCAGGGCGAGGGACCAUGGACAAGGAUUCAGGGGGCCACAGUGCCAAGCGGCCCCGUGAUGAGAGCAUGAUGCCCCUGGUCAUCCCUGUGUCAGUCCCCGUACGAAGGCCAGACCCGUCCUCGUCCUCAUCCUCCCCAGAUGGGGAGCACUCUACCCUGGGGACAGGCUGGCCACAGAGACCCUUCACCCUCCAGGACGUGACCAGUAUGGAUGGCAAACCCUCUGUCAUUGUCACCCGCAGGCGAUCUCUCAGGAACUCUCUGUCAGAGAGCUCAGGACAGAACGGUGGAAUGGAGGCAGGGAACGACAACGACGGCAAGAAGCCCAAACGCCGUCCCCGGCCCGAACCCCUCUUCAUCCCGCCUCCCAAGCCUGGCACCUUCAUCGCCCCUCCUGUCUACUCCUGCAUCACUCCCUACCAGAGCCACCUCCGCUCCCCUGUCCGGCUAAUAGACAACCCCCUGACCAUGCCGCCCUACACCCCCCCGCCCAUCCUCAGCCCGGUGAGAGAGGGAUCAGGUCUCUACUUUUCUACCUUCCUCUCAUCUGCUGCAUCCAGCCAGGGUCUGCCUCCAGCCAGGGUCUGCCUCCAGCCAGGGUCUGCCUCCACCCAGGGUCUGCCUCCACCCAUCACGCCCAAAUCAGCCACACGCAGCCUGCUGCGAUCCAACAGCGUUGACAUAACCCCACCUCUGCUCUCAACGAUCGGUGAGGCCACUCCAGUCAGCAUAGAACCGCGUAUAAACAUCGGUGUGAGGUACCAGGCAGAGGUACCAGAGCUGAGGCAGCGUUCAGCGGCCCAACAAGACCAUCCCAAGGCUGAGCUGGUCUGGGCUCCUCUCCACAACCUGGAGGCUAAACCUGAAGACCAGGAGAGAGUGGAUGACCUCAUGAACCUGGCGUGCUCAAGCGCUCUGCAUGGCGGAGGGACCAAUCAGGAGCUGGCUCUGCACUGCCUGUACGAGUGCAAGGGUGACAUCAUGGAAGCGUUGGCCCUCCUGCUAUUGAAAAACCCCAUCUUCCCAAAGAACCACCGUCUAGGAUACUACCACUACUCCGGGUCAGACAGCUGGACCCCAGUAGAGAGAAGUUGCUUUAACAAAGGGAUCGCUGCCUAUAAGAAAGACUUCUUCAUGGUCCAGAAACUGGUAAGCACUAAGACGGUGGCUCAGUGUGUGGAGUUCUACUACAGCUAUAAGAGGCAGGUGAAGACGGGUCGGAACGGAGCUCUAAUCUACGGAGACAUGGACCCACCUGAGAGCAGGAACACUGAGGAGGAGCUGGACCACAAGAGCUCUCAGAGAUUAGAAUUUCAGAAGGAAGAGGAAGACAACAGGAAUUGGGAGGGGUCAGUUGACAGGAAGCACCGGGGCUCCAGUCCAAGCAGGGUGACACAGACGUUACAGGCCACAGAGAACGCUGGAGCAGUCCUGGUGCUGAAGACACAGGAGGAUGUGAGGAGAGACCAGAUGUCUUCCCGGGUCAGUCACCCCCCUCAGCCCUCUCCCAGCGCCCCCUCGAAACCACGGCCGCCUCCCAAGACCGGGACCAUAUCAGGGACCAAGGGCCCCGCCGGACCAGAGGGAGAGUUCCCCUGCAAGAAGUGUGGCAGGAUCUUCUACAAGGUGAAGAGCCGCAGUGCCCACAUGAAGAGUCACGCGGAGCAGGAGAAGAAGGCCGCAGCGCUGAGGCAGAAGGAGGCGGAGGAGAGGGCAGCGGCCCAGGCGGCAGCAGAGGCUGCAGCGUUACUGGCCGCCCGGCAGGACGGGGAACGGGAGGGGAACACAGCCGGAGGAGACAGCACAAACGAUGACUCGUCUGAGGAAGAUGAUGAUGAAGAGGAAGAUGAGGACUGGCACUAAGACCAUAGAGAUAGAAAACGAGCCCACCCCACCUGUCUUUGCCAUUAUGGCAAGUGUACGCUCAAUCUAUCUGGCUUAGACAGACAGACAGACAGACAGCCCUCUCCACGGUCAGGGUGAGCGGUAACAAACAGAACAGAGCAGAACUCUGAGGCCUCAGAACCCUAGCGCCCUCGAGUGUUCAGCUACGGCUCCUAACACUCAAGGGACAUUUUACGCCCUCUUGUUACGCCCUCUUGUUACGCCCCCCUUUUACGCCCUCUAGUUACGCCCUCUUGUUACGCCCUCUUGUUACGCCCUCUUGUUACGCCCUCUAGUUACGCCCUCUUGUUACGCCCCCCUUUUACGCCCUCUUGUUACGCCCCCCUUUUACGCCCUCUUGUUACUCCCUCUUGUUACGCCCUCUUGUUACGCCCUCUAGUUACGCCCUCUUGUUACUCCCUCUUGUUACGCCCUCUUGUUACGCCCUCUAGUUACGCCCUCUUGUUACUCCCUCUUGUUACUCCCUCUUGUUACGCCUGCUUUAGCAGCGUUUCUCUCUGGGAAAAAACUGUCUUUAUAAACAAACUGCUUUUUUUAUUGUUUCAUGGAACAGGAUCUCCUAUCUUGACACUUUCAGGGACAAGUUCUCUCACGUGUUUUCUCCCUCUUCCCUUUAACCUGCUUGUGAAGUGUUCAGGGGUUAACUCUCUCUCAGGCACACAGUAGGGUAGGAAAGAAAGCCAUGCCAUCUCUCUCUCUAACACCAAUACUUUUCUUUCUCCUGUCUGCCAUCCACCCCUGGCUUCUUCCUCUUCCUGUCAGCACUUUCAGCCAAUCACAACACAGCACACAGACUCAUCAGGUGGGAACUAUAUAGCCACGCCCUCAACCCAGCCUUUAAAAACUAGAAUAGUUUGUGAUGCCUGGCAAUGCAAGACUACAUGAACCACAAUGCAACCUGGCUUGGCCACUGCUUUCUCUACUCUCUGAUCCUCAGUUUGAUAUGUUAUUAUGAAUAGAAGGACACCAUAUGAGUGAUUGGGACCAUGCAAUAUUGAAGUUGAAAGGACUUCCAGGUCAUGAAAAGCCCAGAUAGACUGAUGUGGUGGUAACACCAAAGAUGGUGGAUAAAUGAAGAUUUCCUACUCAGGCAGUUUACCAUUGAAAAAAAUGGUCAGUUCCAGUCUGCUUAAGGGGGUGGCUCUCCCAUAGGCACCAAUGCAUUAGUAGCUGGGUCUGAUCCGCUUCGUUCAUUGACUGUACAUGAACCAGAAAAAGUGGGAUGUCUCACUUCUUCCGUCUCUCGUAACACUGCCUGUGUGGAGGCUUACCUAUAUGUGAAGGAAGGAACCGUUUAGAGAACAGAACACACAUUGUUGUGCGAGUUUCUACAUUUUUCCUGUUUGGGACUUUUUCACUCACUCAAGGCUGUCAAAAGCUUGCACAGAUGCGUCGGUCCUCAGUUCACCGAACUGGUUUCAUCUUAGUUUCAAGUGCUGUUCUCAGUUGGAUCCCUACCCUGAUCACU
Molecule: messenger RNA, 6069 nt
Organism: Oncorhynchus kisutch (coho salmon)
Lineage: Eukaryota; Metazoa; Chordata; Actinopteri; Salmoniformes; Salmonidae
Product: ELM2 and SANT domain-containing protein 1
Exons: 13
Coding region: 744-4559 (1271 amino acids)
Biological process (GO): regulation of transcription by RNA polymerase II; negative regulation of DNA-templated transcription
Cellular component (GO): transcription regulator complex; histone deacetylase complex
Molecular function (GO): transcription corepressor activity
Source: RefSeq, a predicted model, not a curated record